Molecule: messenger RNA, 270 nt
Organism: Closterium sp. Naga37s-1
Lineage: Eukaryota; Viridiplantae; Streptophyta; Zygnematophyceae; Desmidiales; Closteriaceae
Source: the annotation of a GenBank genome assembly
AUGUUCGAGUCGCUCAUCUGCCUGCUGCACCGCUUCCAUGGUUCCCCGGAUCCUAUCAGCGUGGGGCAGCAGGAGCGGGUGCUUCGCUGGCCUGCUUGCAACACCACUAUUGCCUUCUACUGGAGCGCCUAUCUCGCCAACCUGUCGCUGACAGUGCCAGGCGAGCACAGCAAGGGCGGCCAGCUGGACCUGAGCCACGUGGACAUGCACUGGGGCCGCCACGUGGCAGAGCAUGACGCGUUCGUGAUCAACACAGCCCACUGGUGGUAG